AUGGAAGCUGCAAGGUCUCCCAAGAGCGAGUUCAUGAGACUGCUGAUCAAUAACGGAGCAGAAGUCAACAUUAAAAACGUGGACCAAGGGACUCCACUUCUCCGCUGCUUUGACCUAUCCUACGCACAAGUCGAAACUCGUUGCAACAACGGGGAAACGGCCAAGAUGCUCGUCGAGGCUGGGGCAUAUGUCAAUGUCACCGAUGCACUCGGGCGAACACCUCUAGGCGAAGCUGCUCAAGUCGGUAAUUCGGAAGCAGUGGAGAUCUUGGUCAAUGCUGGAGCAUGUAUUGACCAGGCUUGCUCGAUCCUUUCGGAAGACCCCCCAAACCGGUAUGAGGUCGAUAGACUCAUGCUGACUCCCCUGUCAUGGGCUGCACGCAACGGCCAUGACGAGGUGGUGCAGCUCCUGCUCAAGAAUGGAGACGACUAG
Exophiala xenobiotica is the source of this 432-nucleotide messenger RNA. RefSeq lists its product as uncharacterized. The record is from RefSeq and is a predicted model, not a curated record. The transcript has a single exon. The coding region runs from base 1 to 432 and encodes 143 amino acids. Gene Ontology annotation, cellular component: cytoplasm; nucleus. Gene Ontology annotation, molecular function: protein binding. NCBI's taxonomy places the organism in Eukaryota, Fungi, Ascomycota, Eurotiomycetes, Chaetothyriales, Herpotrichiellaceae.